CGUAGGAACACCGAACUCGCGAUAUUACAGGCACUUUUGUGGUUUCGGCGGAUAUGCGCGAUCAAACUAUCAUUACUUUAACGAUUGACGAUGAGAACAGGGUGGAGUAUUUCGAAAUCAAGGAUCCCUUGGGCAAGAAGGAGAUCUUCCCAACCUACACAAGCAACAUGGUCGAGUUUAAGCUUCCAGGCUUGGCAGAUUCCGGGGUUUGGUCCUACAAGAUUCGAGUGUUUAACAGGAAAUCGAAUGAUUCUGCUAUUCUAGUGGAUGUGACAUCGGUAGAGAACAAUCCAACAGCUAUUACCUUGGAGGCUUUCACCAAUGUUCAUCAAAUCGUGGAGGUUAAGAGUGAGGCCUUGAAAAUCUACGCCAAAUUGCAAAGCGGGACGUCGCCAGUUUUGGAUGCCAAAGUGUUUGCCACCGUUUACAAGCCAGAUUCCGCCGUUUUAAGAUUGGAGUUAACGGAUGAUGGGUUUGGGUAUCCAGAUUUGACACAAGGGGACGGAAUCUACUCUGGUUACUUGUCUCAAUUUGCCACUUCAAACGGAUAUUAUGGAAUCGAGAUAACCGCAAUCAAUGGUGGAGAAGCCAAAAUACCAAGUGUUUCCCACCAGGAAGAAUCAUCUUCAAGUUGUUGCGGACAGGCCAUGAAGUUUGACAGAACAUUGCCUUGCAAUAACUUUGUUCGACAUGGAGUUGGCCCGGGAUUUUUUGUCAAUCAAGGGAUACCAAAAUCAGAAGACUUAAUCGAGCCGUCCAGAAUUGUGGACUUCAGAUUGAUCUCAAGAAUCGACUCAAACACAAAAUUAGCCAAACUGGAGUGGAGCGCACCUGGCGACAACUACAAUGUUGGCCGAGCAAUGAAAUACGAAAUAAGAGGCUACACCGGGAGGUUCAUUCAGGGGAAUAACAGAAAAGUCGAGUUCCGCGACGGGAUCGAAGUUUCUGCUGAAAUGAUUCCAGUUCCUUUAAAAUAUGGCCAAAAGCAGUCAUGUCCCAUACAAGUUCCUUGGCCAAAUGAAAUGUUCUAUUAUUUCAUUGUUGGAAUCGAUGAGGAUGGAAAUCGAGGACCGCCUUCAAACAUUGCUUCGGUGUUUGUUUAUGAGGCUCCAACUACUACCACAACAACGACGACAACAACAACAACCACCACUACUGCUACUACAACCACCACCACAACAACAACUACUACUACCACUACUACUACCACUACUACUACCACUACUCCUACUACUACCACAACCAUAACCACCGCCAUAGUAACAACAACAACCACUACCACGACUACAAUUUUCAUUUCAACGACAACAAACCCUCCCACGACACUUCGCCGUGACCAAACGACCUUCCAGUUUUUCAGAGAACCAUCAGUGCAUUCCGACGUUGUGGUUCCGGCACCGCCAAAUAAUCAGAUCAUUUCCCCAAUGGUUCACGUCACCUCAGAGCCAAACUAUCCCGUUUACCAGAUUUCAGAAACAUCGGCAAUCCAAUCUUUCUCUCCAAUGGUACUUUACACUGAAAUGAAAGUCACAACAACAACAACAUCCACAUCGAGGCCAAGACUCAAGUUCUUAGACGAAGCUUCGUCUUUUCCAAACCAAAACCCGGUUUCAAACACCCGUUUGCGAAACAUGAAGAAUACUCAAGCUGACAUAGAGUCUCUGAAACGUCGAAUUCAGGUCCAUCGGAAAUCAGAUCGUUCACAAAUAGGAAACCGCCAAAGAUAUGAAGGGCAAAAGAACUAUGACCAAUUUCUGAGCCGCGAAACUUCACAACGAAUAAAACAAAUGUCCGUCCGAGGGUCUUGGUCUGAACCAACCCUGGAUUCGAUCGCUGGACCCUCCAUCGUGGGACGCAGAAGGAAUCUAGUAGCCAAGAGACCACGGGAUGACUUUUACGGCCAAUCCGAUCAUCGAAACAAAAUUCAGGUCCCUCAAGAGCAAGAUUUUGAUGUUGUCCCCUCUUCAAACACCGAAAGUCAAAAUGUGUUGGCUCGAUUGAAAAAGUUUUCGACUCUGAAUGCCCCUGCAUCCAAGCCAGUUGAUGAAACAGCAGAACCAUAUUCCACCGAGGAGAAGCUGAAAAUAUACACAGUCACAGGAGUGAUGUGCUCUGUCUUGGUGAUCAUCAUGAUGGUCGCCACUAUCAUGAUCAUCCGCCGUCGAAUGGUUUCUAGAAGAAUCCAAUUUGGUGGAAUCGAUCUUACCAAAUCCGGAUCAGUUGAUAUCUCGACUCCAACAGAUCCGUGGACAACCAAUGAGAAACUUAAGCAAGCCUACCCCAACAUGAUUCGUUCCCACGUCUGGUUUGACAGCCUUCAACGAAGCGUAGCCAAAGGCGAUAUGUGUUUCAAUAAUGCCGUUUCAAUGUAUCCAAGCUUGGAAGACUCUUCUCAACCCAAAUCAAUCUUAAGGAAAGACUGCCGGUCUUCCAGUGGAGAGAGUGAUGUGGGCACCAAUGAGCCCCACUUCUUGUCCAGACAAACUACUCUCACCGAUGACUCUUCAAUGACUUCAAGAACCUCACAGUCCUCCUCAGGAGGCACAGCCUUUACUGGAUCUCUGGAGUUCAAACCAAUGUAUGAGAACUAUUCAACAAGCAUCGAACCGCUGUCACUAAAACGAAGUAAAACCUCCUUGGGAUUGUACCAAGAGUCGUCGAUAGAACCAGCGAUAAAUCGAGUAAAGGCCAGGUCAAACCAGCCAGCAAGACCAAACGAACGCGAAGGUCACUCCUCGCCCUUUCCAAGACAAGCGACCAUGAACAAGUCCUUUCGGAACUACGAUCCGUUCAAAAGUGGAGGCGAGAAUUCAAACACAAAUGACUCCAUUGAAUUGGCCAUAGGAAAGGUUCGGCGGAGUCAUACUUCAGUGGUGGAAAUAACCCCCAAGAUUACUCGGGGGAAAGGCCACGUGCGUGAAUUGGUGAAUAAUUUCCAACAAAAAUCCGAUCAUAACGGCGAGAAGAAGAAAUCUUUCUUUAGUUCAAAAGCCACGAUAAGGCUACCAUGCUCUCAAACCUCCCAACAGAGCACUCCAAUGUCAACCUUGAAAGCACCAUCAGAUUUUGCCGAUGAGUCGUUUUCGACAUUGAACAGGAAACAAUUGAGCACUGCCGAUGAUAGCAAACAUAGUUCCAUUCAAAUGGCCAUGGCCAAUGAGGAUGAAACGACAGUCGAAAUCCAGAGAUUGGAUCGCCAAGCAGUUUCUUUCACCAACUCAGGUUAUCAACCACCCACGAAUAGCCUUGGGUUUGACAAACGGAAUCAAGACGAUAUGGGUCUUUACGACACUCCUAGACAACCAGCAUUGCCUAUAAAGCCUCCCAGAGCUCCAACUAGAUCCAAUAAGUUGGUAUGAAAACGAAGAUAUGCUCAUGUGGUGAAAUGAGAGGACACUAAUAGCCAAAUUGACCCUUGAUGUAUGAUUCUGUCUUAGAAAGAAAUGAUGCUUUGUAAUAAACUGGAAAUACUUUAUUUUGAAUUUGACAGCAUUGAUGGCGGUUUAGCUUGGAUUUUAAGGAACACAACACAAAUUGUCGGACAUUCUUUUGACCAAGGAUCAGGUACAAAGGAUACACAAAGCCCAAGACAGCCACAGCCACCAUUGAGCUCCCCUCUCUACCCACCCAAAA
Molecule: messenger RNA, 3633 nt
Organism: Tigriopus californicus
Lineage: Eukaryota; Metazoa; Arthropoda; Copepoda; Harpacticoida; Harpacticidae
Exons: 14
Coding region: 54-3359 (1101 amino acids)
Source: RefSeq, a predicted model, not a curated record